CCCGGAAGUGGCGGCCGAAUGUUGUCGUUCUAAACAGGAUGCCUGGAGGAAACCUGGAGGAGGUGGAGGGCAGGACGGAGGAGGAGAAGGAGGAGGAGAAGGAGAACCGGACGCUGCAGGUGCUGCAGGUUCCUGCCGGCGUGGACGAGGAGCUGCUGAGUCUCUACUUUGAGAACCGUCGGCGUUCAGGAGGAGGACCGUUGGAGUCUCUGAGGACGGAGGACGGAUGCACCGCGCUGCUGUUUGAGGAUGCUGAAGCGGCCUCCAGAGUUCUCUCCAGACGUCACAUCCUCCACGGCUCGGAGCUGACGGUCAGACGACCGCCCAGCAAGGACCGGCGGCGGCUGCUGCUGCGGGGAAUCAAACCCUCCACCAGCCUGGAGAUGGUGGAGCUGUACGUGGAGAACGUGGUGGUGGACGGGGAGGACUACACGCUGCACCGCCCGGCAGGAAGUGAUGUCGUCCUGGUGCAGCUCCGCCAGCCGCUCUCGCAAGAUUUCCAGUCUCUCAGCUCCAGGAUCUCCCGGAGACCCCUGGACGGGGUCCAGGUCCGUCUGGAGCGUCUGGACCGGCCCAGUUCCGUCCUGGUACGGAACCUUACCCCCAGAACGUCGUACGACCUGCUAGCGCUGUACUUUGAGAGCGAGCGAGGGGGCGGAAACGUGGUGACGGAGGUGACGGAGGUGACGGAGGUGACGGAGGUGACGGGGGUGACGGAGGUGACGGGGGUGACGGGGGUGACGGAGGUGACGGAGGUGACGGGGGUGACGGAGCUCACGCAGGGAGCAGCCAAGGUGACCUUCGCCAGCGCUGACGCCGUGGACGCCGUCCUGGACCGCCAGCACCGGCUGAGCGGCGCCGACCUGGAGGUGACGGCCUACUUCCCCUUCCUGCUCCCCCCAGAGACAGAGACGACCCCCCCAGAAACGUCCCCGGACCCCCCAGAGACAGAGACGUCCCCGGACUCUGAGACCCAGGAGGUUCCGGCAGAAACCUUGGACCCUCAGACCGAGCCGGGGCCUCCCUCAGCCCCAGACGCAGGCCCGGCGGGCCUGCAGGCGGGGCCUCCCUCAGCCCCAGACGCAGGCCCGGCGGGGCUGCAGGCGGGUCCUCCCUCAGCCCCAGACACAGCCCCGGGCCCCCAGCCAGCCUCAGAUCCACUUCCUGGAGGGGACCAGAAACUCAACGUUCCAGGCGGUUCGGGGCCGGUCCUGGAGCCAGACCCCCCACAGACGUCCCCGGACCCCCCACAGACUCCAGAACCGCCACAGAUCCUGGUCCCCGUCCCAGACCCGGGCCCGCGGGCCCUGGUCCAGUCCGGAUCCUUCCAGAGCCUGGUGCUGGCGGGCCGGCCGGGCUGCAGCGUCCGGGCCAGCGAGGACGGCGUGUGCGUCACCGGGCCGGACAGACGGGAGGUGGAGCAGCUGGAACAGAAGGUCCUGGACCUGCUCGGUGCCGCCGUGGAGGCCCGGUUCCCCGUGGAGCUGGACCGGGCCCACUUCCUGCUGCGGGAGGACGUGAGGGCCCGGCUGCUGCAGGCCGUGGGGGGGGCCGGCCCGGACCCGGCUGUGUUCACCGUCUCCGACGGAGAGGUGGUGGUGACGGCUCUGACCCGGGACUCGGCCGACCGGGCCUGGGCGGUUCUGCAGGACCAGGUGAGCGGGUUCCAGGUCCUGGUGGACGGGGGGGAACCCUGCAUGCUGCACUGCAGGGAGUGGACCCGGUUCCACCAGGCGCUGCCCCUGACCCGGGUGGAGGUGGGGGACCGGGUGGAGGUCCAGGACCAGGUCCAGGUCCAGGUCCAGGUCCUGACCCUGAAGGGGCUGGAGCAGGACCGGCGGGCCUCCAUCCUGAAGUUCCUGGCCACGCCCCUGCAGCGGGAGACGGUGGUUGCCAUGGCGCCGGGCGUCCUCAAGUACCUGCAGAUCCACCAGCACCAGCUGCUGGCGGACAUGGACCAGGUGACCAUGGACCCCCUGGAGGGGGGCGGAGUCUCGGGGCUCAAGGUCCAGGGCCACGCCGUGGCGGUCCAGACGGCAGAGGAGUUCCUGCAGGACCUGGUCUCCGGCGUCUGCACCAAGACCAUCACGAUCCGGGCCCCGGGCGUGACCCGGUUCCUGCAGGAGGACGAGGACUGCAGGAACGUCCUGAAGGAGAUGGAGAAACGCUUCACCGUCUACAUCCACGCCAAGUGUGAGGCCUGGGAGCCGCUGGAGCAGCAGGACGUGUUCACCUUGGCCUGGCAGCUCAUGUCCCAGGAGAACUUCCAGAAGGUCCUCACGGACGGUUCUGCAGACUCAGCCCCGCUGGAUCAGAACAAAGGUCUCCUUCAGGAGGGCCAGAGACUUGUCUCAGCGGUGGAUUCGGACCAGAAACUGGUCUCUGAGGUCCAGAAUCCGGUCUCUGAGGUUCCCCUGGAGGACCUGGAUCACCUGGACCUGUACAGCGCCGAGGAGCCCGGCAGCCUGCAGGUCCUCCAGGAACCAGAGGCCCCGGCCGGAGCCUCCGGGCCCCCCCCGGGUCAGGCCGGAGCCUCCGGGCCCGCCCCGGGUCAGACCAACGGAGGUCUGGGUCUCCUGGACGAGGAGGAGGCCCAGCUCUCCCUGGCCAUCCAGUACUCCCUGGACAUGAACCCGCGGUCCCUGGAGGACGAGGAGCAGCAGCUGCAGAAGGCCCUGGAACUGUCCAAGAGCCUGGUCCAGGUCCAGCAGGCCCCCCGGGACCAGCAGGACCACCAGGGGAAGGAGGACGGACACCGGUCCGUCCAGGAGCAGGUCCGGGCCGCCGGCCUCCUCCAGCUGGAGGUGUUUGCCGGCUACAGCUCCGACCUGCUGCGCUCCGACAUCGCCUUCACCAAGAAGGUGAAGCAGCGGCAGGUGGAGGAGAAGCUGGAGCAGCGCGGCGUCCGACACAUGAGCCGCUACCACCACAAGGUUCUGGAGGCGAUCCGGAGGAAGCACGGCGUGGAGCUCGAGAUCCAGGGAACCAUCAUCGCCGUCUCCGGCUUCAAGGACUACGUUAGCGGAGCGGUUAGCGACGUGAAGCUGCUGCUGGAGAGAAUCUCUGGUGCCGUACCGGACCGGGAGGUGCUGAAGUCGGUGCAGUGGCUGCACCACGACCCCCCGUCCUCCGGGGGGGGCCCCGGGGCCACCGCUGGGGCCCCCGGGACUACCGCGGGGGUUCCCUACCCGCCCGAGGCCACGCUGCUGCUGGAGAAUGCCUGGAGGACCAAGCUGGCCAGGAUGGACGUCACCUUCGACCUCCAGCCUCACACCGUCAGCUUUGAGAAGAUGGAAGAACACAACAUCACCACGGGGAAGACGGUGAAGAUCUCCAGGAGGCUCCCGGAGCUGGGGGACGUCACGCAGGAUAUCCCAGAAGAAGAAUACUCUCUGCUGUCUCACCUGCCGGAGGCCACCAGGGUGGGGGAGGAGUCUGACGAGUUCCAGGAAGUCGUCAAGACUUUCUACGAGACGAUCAACGAGUAUCACAGCAAGAUCCGGAUCAUCCAGGUGGAGAAGCUGAUGAACCGUCUUCUCUACAACCAGUACAAGCUGAAAAAGGCCAGCGUUCUACAACAGUCGUCGCACCCGCAGGUGGAGAGGACGCUGUACCACGGGACGGGCCAGGACUCCGUCAGGGAGAUCUGUGUCCACGGGUUCAACCGCAGCUUCUGUGGUAAAAACGCCACCGUCUACGGCCGGGGCGUGUACUUUGCCGUGAACUCGGCCCUGUCGGUCCAGGAUCAAUACUCGCCCCCGAACGCGGACGGGUACAAGUUCGUGCUGGUGUCGAAGGUUCUGACGGGCGACUUCACGCGGGGCGACCACGGCAUGAAGACGGCGCCGCUGAAGGAGACGGGCGCCGUGCCGCUGCGCUACGACAGCGUGACCGAUGACAUCACCAAACCCUCCAUGUUCGUCAUCUUCAACGACACGCAGGCCUUUCCUGAAUACCUGAUCACCUGCCAGAGGGUGCACCGCUGAUCAAUGAUCACCUGAUCAGCUGCCAGAGGGUGCACCGCUGAUCAAUCAUCAAUAAUCAAUGAUCAAUGAUCACCUGAUCAAUCAUCAAUGAUCACCUGAUCACCUGAUCAGCGGGUUCACCGCUGCACUGCAAAAGCUCAAAAUCUUACCAGGAAUAUUUGUCUUAUUUCUAGUUAAAGGAGCAUGAGUCAGGAUUGAGGCAGGAUUUAUGAAAUAAAUGCGUAUAUGUUUUAAGUUUUCUAGUAAUAAUGUCAGAUGAAGCGUUCCAAACCAAAAAGAACGAGCCCUCUAGCGUAUCUUGCACGUUCUCCCCGUUCUCCCGUGCCGGCUUCACUGUUGGCUGCAGUACCCCCGACGGCCGUCGUGGUGAAGGGUGGCGCUAGACCAGGGGUCCCGCGGCUCUACAGCCGCAUGCGGCUCUUUAGCGCCGCCCUAGUGGCUCCUGGAGCUUUUUAGAAAAUGUUUGACCUUUUUUUUUUCUUUUUUUUCCCUCUUUAUUUUCUCUUUUUUUCCUCUUUUUUUCCUUUUUUCUUCUUUCUUCUUUUUUCUUCUUUUUUUUCUUUCUUCUUUUUUCUUCUUUUUUCCUUUCCUUUUUAAUCUCAACAUUUCGACUUUUUUCUCGAAAUUGUACUUCAACAUUAAUUUCGACAUUUUUACUUUUUUCUCAACAUUUUUACUUUUUUCUCGACAUUUCGCCUUUCACCAUUUGCCUUCAUUCUAAUUCUGAUACAAGACUUUUCAUUUUUUGUGGCUCCAGACAUAUUAGUUUUUUGUGUUUUUGGUCCAAUAUGGAUCUAAAACAUUUUGGGUAUCCGACCGCUGAUUUAGAGAGUCUCAUUUCUUAAGAGGAGCCUCAUGCUCCUUUUAAAUUGUCUAAUUUUUUCCAUCGGCCGCUCUAAGCGUCGUUUAAAGACAGAGUUUCUGAGCAUAAGUUUGCUUUUAGAAAAGCUAAUUACUUCUGCAGAGAGAAACCUUUUACAUUUACCAAUGAAAGCCCCUGUCUGUCUGUCCAUCCAGGUUUAAAUGAGGAUAUUGAUUUCAGUCCUUUUUUGUAACUGUUUCAUUACAGAUCGUGUUCUUUCUUCUCCUAUUUCCAGUAUUUAAUUGUUCAACAAUUGGUGGAGCCUUUUAUUGGUGAUUAUCUGUUAUUUCUCUUGUUUCCAUGUGUCCUCCACCUGCCCAGGUGAGUGUUCCACCUGAGGAAGCUGUGGCUGAAACGCGUGGCUGUAAUCUGUAACUGUAACUGUAAUCUGUAACUGUAAUCUGUAAUCUGUAGCUGGAACAUCUUCCACAUGAAAUAACCAUUUCAAAUAAAGACUUUUUAUAUUUGAAGAAGAGUGCCUUUGAUUUUUCUUCUUUUUAAAAAAUCUCAUUACACUUAAAACAAGAAUCAUCACCAGAAAAAUAAAAUAACUUAUUUGAAUUUUCACUUGAAAUAAGUAGAAAAAUCUUGUUCCACUGGCAGAUUUUUCUACUUAUUUUAAGUGAAAAUCUACUUGAAACAGGUGAAAAUUGUUGUUUUUUCCAGUGAUGAGUCUUGUUUUAAGUGUAAUGAGAUUUAUUUAAUAAAAUGAGACAUUUUAACUAGAAAUAAGACGAAUAUUCUUGUUAAGAUUUUGAGUUUUUGCAGUGCACCGCUGAUCAAUGAUCAAUAAUCACCUGAUCACCUGAUCAAUAAUCCCCUGAUCACCUGAUCAAUAAUCCCCUGAUCACCUGCCAGCGCUGACGAGGACGUGGACGUUUCUGGACUCAUUUUAUUGUUUCAAACCUUCAUGUUGAGCUACGAGCUCGUCCGUCUCAUUUCUGACGAAUGUGAUCAAUUAAAACCUUUUAAACAAAUAAAUUAAUGAAUGUGAUCAAUUAAAACCUUUUAAACAAACACAUGAACUGAAUGUGAUCAAUUAAAACCUUUUAAA
This is a messenger RNA of Cololabis saira (Pacific saury), 5902 nucleotides long. Its product is annotated as protein mono-ADP-ribosyltransferase PARP10-like. The record is from RefSeq and is a predicted model, not a curated record. Bases 39 to 3986 code for a protein of 1315 amino acids. Gene Ontology annotation, cellular component: cytoplasm; nucleus. The transcript has 13 exons. Lineage: Eukaryota; Metazoa; Chordata; Actinopteri; Beloniformes; Belonidae. Gene Ontology annotation, biological process: negative regulation of gene expression. Gene Ontology annotation, molecular function: NAD+ poly-ADP-ribosyltransferase activity; transcription corepressor activity.